Molecule: messenger RNA, 2458 nt
Organism: Paramormyrops kingsleyae
Lineage: Eukaryota; Metazoa; Chordata; Actinopteri; Osteoglossiformes; Mormyridae
Gene: gba1
Product: glucosylceramidase beta 1
Biological process (GO): glucosylceramide catabolic process
Molecular function (GO): glucosylceramidase activity
Source: RefSeq, a predicted model, not a curated record
UGGCGCUGCAGGAGGCACAUGACAGUUGGGGUCCAUAAACAUUAAACGCGGAUAUAAGAGUGAUCGGACAGAUGCCGAAAGCGAUGGUCGGACAGUGAAAUGUCAUUCCUGAAGUUUAAAUAAACUAGCAAAAACCAUAAAGGAUCCUUGGUCUGUUUUCAAGUGGGAAGGACUGGACAGUUCAUAAGUCUGGACGAAAUAAUGAUACGGCUACCACUCGCCUGCCUACUUCUUACUCUGGCAGCUACUGGAUACGGAGGUGGCGAUGGGUGUGUGCCGCGGGACUUUGGUCAGGGGUCAGUGGUGUGCGAAUGCAACUCUACUUACUGUGAUUUGCCGGGGGUGAUUAAAUUGCCCCCCGCGGGGCAAUUUUGGUCCUUCACCACCAACAAAGCAGGGAAGAGGUUUGAAAAAUUGUUGGAGCAGGUACAGAAUGCCACCACUGGUGCAGCUCUCAGACUCAGUAUCGACAGCAGCCAGAAGUAUCAGAAGAUCAAAGGCUUCGGGGGGGCCAUGACGGAUGCAGCAGCCAUGAACAUCCUCUCCCUGUCUCCUGGAGCCCAGGAUAGCCUGCUGAAGCAGUACUUCUCUCCCGAGGGUGCAGAGUACAGCGUAGUCCGUGUGCCCAUGGCCAGCUGCGACUUCUCCAGUCGCCUCUACACCUACGCUGACACACCUGGAGACUUCCAGCUGCUCAACUUCAGUCUGGCCCCCGAGGACCUGAAGAUGAAGAUUCCUCUGCUGCAGCGUGCCCAGGCCAUGUCCCCCAGACCCCUGUCUCUGCUGGCUAGUGCAUGGAGCUCCCCCGCCUGGCUGAAAACCAACGGCGCGCUCAUCGGCAAGGGCACCCUGAAGGGCGAGGCGGGGGGAAAGGAGCACGAGACCUGGGCUAACUACUAUGUCAGAUUCCUGGACGAAUACAAGAAGCAUAACCUGACCUUCUGGGCAGUGACCACUGGGAACGAGCCCACAGCUGGCCUUAUAACCAACUACAGCUUCCAGGCUCUUGGCUUCACCGCGGAGAUGCAGCGAGACUGGGUGGCCCGUGACCUGGGGCCGGCCAUCGCCCGAUCUCAGCAUGCCAAAAUCAACAUCCUCAUUCUCGACGACCAGAGGGCUCUGUUACCACACUGGGCCAAAGUGGUGCUGAGUGACAUCCAGGCCUCCCGUUACAUCCAUGGCAUCGGGGUUCACUGGUACUGGGACCCCGCCAUCCCAGCAGAGAUUUCCCUGUCCACCACACACCACCUCUUCCCAGGGUACUACCUGUUCGGCACAGAAGCCUGUGCAGGAUUUAGUCCCGGGCAUCACGGUGUGAAGCUGGGCUGCUGGGACAGGGCGGAGAGGUACGCCCAUGACAUCAUUGAGGACCUGAACCAUUAUGUGACAGGCUGGACCGACUGGAACCUGGUUCUAGACUUGGAAGGAGGGCCCAACUGGGUGAAGAACUUCGUGGACAGCCCCAUCAUCGUGAACAAGACCAGCGACGUUUUCUACAAACAGCCUACCUUUUAUAUCUUGGUCCACUUCAGUAAAUUCCUGUGGGCAGAGUCACAGAGAGUGGGCGUGUCCUUCAACACACACUCUGAUUUGGAGAGCUGUGCAUUCAUCAGACUGGAUGGGUCCACGGUGCUGGUGGUUCUGAACAGGUCCAGCAAGGAUGUGCCGUUUGAAGUGUGGGACCCGAGCGUCGGCUACAUCCCGGCUGUCUCCCCGGCGCGGUCCGUGCUCACCCUGGUGUGGGUCACACGGUGACGCACCUGCUAGCCAGCCAGCCCACGGACAGACAUGCCCCAAAGAGGCUUGGCAGCCCCCAAUCAAAGGAUGAAACACUCACCUGGAUGAUUGAUCUGAUAUGAACCAUGCCUACACUCAGUGAUUUGCACGAGUUCCUGACUCAUUACUCUCCAUUAACAGUAUGAAUUUGUACAAAUUUCACUGUACCACAUGUGGUAAUGUACAGAAUGACAUUUCAAAUGUUUAGUUAUUGCAGAUUCAGAUAAAUGAAAGAUUAGAGCAGGUUGUACUCUGCGAGGAGAAGGUUAGCUCUGGCUACAGAUACAAACUAUAUCUCUACCUCCUGAGAAUGUUCUCCAAGUCUAGUUUCCAAAAUCACACUGCUGAAAACAUGCUAACAUACCAGUGUUUUGCGGAUGUCAUUAAUGUAAGCCGUCAUUACAAACGUAACAUUCAUGGUAACUAUGCUGUAGGCUUAUGGAUAUUCCUUCUAACUAAAAAUGGGUAUUAAGGAUGGUGAGUGGCUCUAUGGGUGAUGACUGCGUGCCAGGGAUCGGGAAGGUCACUGGUUCAAAUCUUGUGGCUGGCAGAUUGAUAUCACUGUUGGGCCUUAACCCAAGUUGCACCCGGGACGUGGGAUGACCCUGCUCUGUGAUCCUCACUUGAAUGACACUUCGUACAAUAGUGUGUUAAAUAAAUAAAUCUAUAACUGCUUAUAAAA